CACGGACGAGCUCAAUAUUGUAGGCACGCAUCGAUACGACGAAUGUGCUUGUUAUACAUCAAUGCGAUUGCGACUGCGAUUGCGACUCGGCUGUAACGCUGAAUCUCGAGACUGUCGUUGUUGCUCUUUGCUCGGCACUCUGCCUUGCUCAUCAUCAAGAAAGUUAAGAAGCGAGCUACGCUGUAGCAAAGAAUUGGAUUGGAGCUCUAUUAAGACAAAAAGCUGGCUUCUACCGCUUGUCUUUCGUAAGUCAGCAGUACACCAGCUGACUCAACAAUUCCAGCGAGGCCACGUCCUUCCUCUUCAAGCUACGUCAAGUUGGUCCGAUGUUUGCUCACGCAACUUGCGCCGUCUCCAGAUAGACCAAACAAGCACUGCUGUCCCAGAAAACGCAGAUGCGAUGAUGACGUACACCCAAAAGUUCGACGCCACAGUCAGAGCGUUGUCACGUUCAGAGUACGCGAAAAAAUUGGACCCGAACAAGGUCUAGCACACCGUCAGCCGUCAAACACUAAGAGCAGAUUUCUAUGAGGCACUUACCGCUAGGAAGGUCGCGGGCAGAAAUAUCGCAGAGAUCAAUGCGAUUGUCAUCAUAGACCGAGUGUCCUUUGUAGACUGUUCCGUGAGUCGUUUCAUCAGCCCGUUUUCUUUGAUGCUCUGUUCUGUUAAUCUUUGCAUCUCAAGGUUGAUUCGCUUGCUUGCUUCGUUCGAUCGGGAAUCUUGAAUACCU
Didymella exigua CBS 183.55 is the source of this 730-nucleotide messenger RNA. RefSeq lists its product as uncharacterized. NCBI's taxonomy places the organism in Eukaryota, Fungi, Ascomycota, Dothideomycetes, Pleosporales, Didymellaceae. The record is from RefSeq and is a predicted model, not a curated record. Bases 62 to 490 code for a protein of 142 amino acids. The transcript has a single exon.